GAUGUUUCCUAAUGCUGAGCUUCCCAUUCUUCUACUCUGCAGUUUAACGAUUUCUUUGUCAUAUGCGAGGUGAGGGAAUGCUCUGACAAAUGACAUAACUAAUACCCCCUGGUUUUUAUUCAGUUUGCUAUAGGUGGAUACUUCUCUGCACAGCCUAUAAUUGAGUCAUCAAUGAGCAAGCGGGGAGCCAGAGCAGACGCAGCUAAAUUGUUAAUGACCGUUGGCUGCACAUUGAUCACCGCGGGACUCUGUCUGAGUUGCCUAACACUGAUGAGGUGUUGGACAGUGGUAGAGAUCGUUCCCCAGAUGGCCGUUGAGUCCGUCCUGGAGAAGAGGCUCUUAAAUACCAGCUUGGUUUGGAUGGAGACCACUCGACCGGCACACACAUUUAUCUACUCCAACAUCUCCCUGGAGGAGUCUGAAAAGGCUGGAGAGAUUGCAAUAAUACCUCUAACAAAGUAUCAAGCAGUUCAUGUUUGGCGCAUCAUGGAUUCCACAAGAUGUUGGAAACAUUCCUUUGAGAUUCUGGUCCAUGUUGACAUGAUUGCAUCACACAAUUCCUGCAGAUUUCAGGUAUACGUUCAAGCUGUGAAUCUCCUGUUCUACCACAUCCCAAAGAUGUUCUACUGGAUUCAGAUCUGGUGACUGGGAAGACCACUGAAGAACACUGAACUGAUUGUCAUAUUCAUGAAACCAGUUUGAAGUGACUUUUGCUUUGUGACAUGGUGCAUUAUCAUGCUGAAGUACCCAUUAGAAGAUGAGUAAAUUGUGGCCAUGAAGGGAUGCACAUGGUCAACAACAAUACAAUUCAAGUGAUGAAUGAUUGAUCACUGGAUAUUUUUUUUUUUAUUGCACCAUUCUGAGUAAAGUUAUAGAAAUACUCAAACCAGCCCGUCUGGCACCAACAAUCAUGCCAUAGUCAAAAUGACUUAGAUCACAUUUUUCCCCAUUCUGAUGGUUGAUGUGAACAUUAACCGGAGCUGCUGGCUUGUAUCUGCAUGAUUUUAUGCAUUGCACUGUUGCCACACUAUUGGCUGAUUAGAUAAUUGCAUGAAUGACUAGGUGUACAGGUUCCUAAUAAAAUAGCUGGUUAAUGUAAAUCAGCCUUAACUGUGCACCUAAAGUUGUUCAUUUCAUUCAAACCUUUAAAGUAGUCCAGUCUGAAGCAGUGGGUAUAUUAUGUCCCAUUUAAUGAAUGAAUGAAUGAAUAUAAACCCUUAAACAUCCAAAAUUCCUUGAGCAGUCCUUUUUUCUAAAAGUGCACACAAGAUGCAGAAUGCAGUGUUAAACCCCUGAUGCUGUCUUAUCUGGCUUGACUGAACACUUUGCUACAUUUUGCACUAUGGCAAAUGCUUCUUGUGCUUUAUUAGCAUAACUUCGAUGUUAUCCUAGGUGUCUGCCUCUUUUCACAGAGCAA
This is a messenger RNA of Ictalurus furcatus (blue catfish), 1417 nucleotides long. RefSeq lists its product as uncharacterized. The record is from RefSeq and is a predicted model, not a curated record. The coding region runs from base 172 to 645 and encodes 157 amino acids. NCBI's taxonomy places the organism in Eukaryota, Metazoa, Chordata, Actinopteri, Siluriformes, Ictaluridae. The transcript is spliced from 4 exons.